Polistes dominula (European paper wasp) is the source of this 685-nucleotide messenger RNA. RefSeq lists its product as uncharacterized. Lineage: Eukaryota; Metazoa; Arthropoda; Insecta; Hymenoptera; Vespidae. The record is from RefSeq and is a predicted model, not a curated record.
GUAAAAUAUAUUUUAUAUAUCAUUUAUUGCAUGUAAUUUGUAAGUUUCUUUUUAAUCAUUAGUUUUAUCAACUUUUUACAUCAGAAGUAACAAUGCAAUCAGCAAUGGAAGUGCUACCGAAAACGAUCGCAAUUAUCAUUACACUUACUGCUUACAGCACAAUUUACUUUGGUUUUGUAACCAUGAAGUUAUUAUUAAAUAGAAUUAAUAUGGGUUACGAAGUGUUGCUUAAUAAUGAGGAAUUACAUUUGUUUGAAGAAAGUGAAAAACAAAGUAAAUUAUAUGUAUACGUUAUACUUGGUUUUGCUAAUGGAUAUGGUUUAUCAAUAUUAGUUCCGUGCAUUGUCAAAUUAUGUCUUUAUUUUUAUGGAAUAUUGGACGAUAAUAAUUUACAACUAAUAUUACCCGUUGAAAAUGUCACCAAGGCAGGAGUGAAAUAUUUUUGCUCACUGAUUUAUCAAAUAAUUGCAUUUAUUGCUAUAUUUACAGUAGCUGCUGUGAGUUUUUCAGGAUAUCUGAUAUUUGUUCUUUUUGCGUGCUUUCAAUUUCGCGUUUUAAUAUCUAAAAUACAACGUCCGUUCAGAAGAAAUUCAAAAUAUUUUCAAAGGGAUCUCUAUUUUAGAACAUCGCAAGAAGAAUGGGAUUGGAUAAUCGAUAUUAUAAAUAGCUUUAAAAAUGUUACGGA